AUGACUACCAAACGUAGCCCAAUCGUGCUUCUGCUGUCGGUCGCCUUGUGGCUCCAGCUCGUCUGGGCCGGCCUCAAGGGACCGACGACGGUCAAGGGCAAGCCGUUCCCGUCGCUGAUCGACGCCACCAUGGAAGACCUCUCCAGGGGUCUCGAAAGCAAGCUCUUCACGAGCGUCGACCUGACGAAGGCCUACAUGGCGCGCAUCAACGAGGUAAACGACUACUUCCACGCCGUGACCGAGCUGAACCCAGACGCGGUCAAGAUCGCGGCGGAGCUGGACGAGGAGCGCGCCAGAGGCAAGACGCGAGGCCCGCUGCACGGCAUCCCCGUGCUGCUGAAGAUGAGCAUGGCGACGGCGGACGCCAUGAACACGACGGGCGGCUCGACGCUGCUGCUCGGGGCCAAGUUCGCCCGCGACGCCACCGUGGUGCGCAAGGUGCGCGAGGCCGGCGGGGUCAUCCUCGGCAAGGCCAACAUGAGCCAGUGGGCGACGUUCCGCAGCAGCAGCAACAGCUCCAGCAACGGCUGGAGCGCCCACGGCGGCCAGUGCCUGGGCGCCUACCACGCGGACAUGGACCCCACCGGCUCGUCCAGCGGCUCGGCCGUCGCGGCCACCCUGGGCCUGGCGGCGGCGGCGCUGGGCACCGAGACGGACGGGUCCGUGAUCCUGCCGGCCCAGACGGCCAGCCUGGUCGGCAUCAAGCCGUCGGUGGGCCUGACGUCGCGCUUCCUCGUGCUGCCGGUCAGCGAGCACCAGGACACGGUCGGCACCAUCGCACGGACCGUCAAGGACGCCGCGCGCCUGCUGCAGCCCAUCGUGGGCCGCGACGACCGCGACAACUACACCGACGCCAUCCCCUUCGAGCAGGCGGCCACGCCCGACUACGAGCGCGCCACGGCCAGCAAGGACGCGCUGCGGGGCGCGCGGCUCGGCGUGCCGACCAACACCAUCGCGCUCUUCGACUCCACCGUGCCCGACGACGGGCCCGUGAUGCGGGCGUUCCGAGCCGCGCUGGACGAGCUGAGGCGCGCGGGCGCCGAGGUGGUCGAGGCCAACUUCACCAUGGCGGAGCAGUGGAACAAGUCCACGUCGGAGAACAUUGUGCUCUUCUCCGACAUGGUCACGGCGCUGCCCCGAUUCCUGGCCGAGCUGACGGUCAACCCGUCGGGCAUCCGGAACCUGGCCGACGUCCGGCGGGAGACCAUCAAGGCGGGCGCCGUGGAGGACUACCCGGCCCGGGACGUCGAGACCUGGGACAUCUGCCUCGACAAGCAGGGCUUCGGCAACGAAGACCCGCGCGCCCUGGCCGCCCUGGCCGAGAACAGACUGCUCGGCGGCGAGGGCGGGCUCCUGGGCGCCAUCGAGCGCCACAAGCUCGACGCCAUACUGAUGCCCACGCCGAUAUCGAGGAACUUUGCCGCCAUCGUGGGCGCCCCCGUCGUCACCGUGCCCAUGGGCUACUAUCCUGCGUCUCAGCCGGUGAAGAAGUCCCCCGGCAGGAUUGGUCUUGUGCGCACGGGUCCCAACAUACCGUGA
Messenger RNA from Pyricularia pennisetigena, 1539 nucleotides. RefSeq lists its product as uncharacterized. The record is from RefSeq and is a predicted model, not a curated record. The transcript has a single exon. Lineage: Eukaryota; Fungi; Ascomycota; Sordariomycetes; Magnaporthales; Pyriculariaceae. The coding region runs from base 1 to 1539 and encodes 512 amino acids.